Messenger RNA from Neodiprion fabricii, 872 nucleotides. RefSeq lists its product as uncharacterized. Lineage: Eukaryota; Metazoa; Arthropoda; Insecta; Hymenoptera; Diprionidae. Bases 248 to 556 code for a protein of 102 amino acids. The transcript is spliced from 4 exons. The record is from RefSeq and is a predicted model, not a curated record.
AGAUCAACUCCUACGGGAAAAAGUUAAUUUUCUUGACGUUUCCUCGAUUCCCGUGAUAUCGCAAAAUAAUUCACGGCAAGAUCGUCCCCUCUGUGAAACAAUCAUUGCUUGUGAGAAACCCCGUUCCAUUAGGAGACCUUAGCAGGGCUUCCCAUCGGGUAUAAAUAUCAUUGUCCCCAUCCUUUCAGCACCAGUUAUUCUCUCUUCCAUCAACGAAACUGAUCGGUGGGAAAAAAAUUGCAAAAUCAUGAACUCCGCGAUUCUCUAUCUUGCUAUGGGGCUUGCACUUGUGUCAUCGAAUCUGCGUACAGCUUCCGCAGGCAUCGCCGAGCUUCUCAACGGCGUCGACGACGCUGGUUUACAAGUGCCUCCGGCACACACCUCCGUGUCGAAUUUGCUGAGGGAGACUUUGGAGGACAACAGCGUCGGUAAUUCUUGUCAAGUCGAAUAUCAAGUGACUAAGCGUGCCGUAGGUCGCUGCAUUAAGUUGGGCCGCGACAUUCGAGCCUGCGUUUCCGGUACAUAUCUGGACCCCUUUCAUCCGGAAUGUAUGUAAUUCGCAACACGCACGUCGAAGCGGAAGUUGAAGCAGAAGACCUUUGGCACGUACUGCAAGAACCCCUGAGAUCUCAUGUUUACUUAUCACUGAUUAAUUCAAGAUUUAUUAUCAUUAUGAAUCGUUUGUUUCUAAAAGGGUAUGUGAUAAAUAUUCUAGCGAAUUUUUUGUCAUCCCCAUUUAUCCUCCGGAAUUUGUAUUUUCUUAUGCUUGAAUUAAUCGUUAGUUUGUAUAAUUCUGACAUGUAUAUACUUUCAUUUAAAUAACAUACAAAAAAUUUUACCAAUAAAGAACAUACUCAAAUCCUUGCUAUAAA